Molecule: messenger RNA, 3228 nt
Organism: Oxyura jamaicensis (ruddy duck)
Lineage: Eukaryota; Metazoa; Chordata; Aves; Anseriformes; Anatidae
Gene: CCDC92
Product: coiled-coil domain containing 92
Exons: 4
Coding region: 227-1174 (315 amino acids)
Cellular component (GO): centriole
Source: RefSeq, a predicted model, not a curated record
UGCGCCGACGCCCCCGGCCCCGUCAGUGUCCGUCCCCCCCCUCCCCGCCGCCGGUGAGCGCCGGCCCCGCGGGGCGCUGGGCUCCGGCGGGCGCCAUGAGCCGCGGCUGAGGGCUGCGCGCUGCCGGCCGCGGAGGGCCCGAAGGCAGUGAGGAUCUUUAUAUCCGCAAGAUAACUGCGUGUUACCAUUCUACAUCUGUUUACUGACAGAGCGACUGCAUGCCAGGAUGGCAACUUCAAACCUGGAGAACCAGCUACACAGUGCCCAGAAGAAUCUACUCUUUCUGCAGCGAGAGCAUGCCAACACACUGAAAGGCCUGCACGCUGAGAUUCGACGCCUGCAGCAGCACUGCACAGAUUUAACCUAUGAGCUGACUGUAAAGACUUCAGACUUGUCAGAAAAUGGUAGUUCAAGAAGUGAUGAACUCAAAAGAAAGUGUGAAGAUCUUGAAGCUCAACUGAAAAGCAAAGAGGCUGAAAACAAUGAAUUAUUGAAAGAACUGGAGCAAAAGAAUGCAAUGAUAAUGGUGCUGGAAAACACUAUUAAAGAAAGAGAAAAGAAGUAUUUGGAAGAGUUAAAAAUGAAAAGCCAUAAGCUCAAUAUGCUGUCAAGUGAACUGGAGCAGAGAGCAAGCACUAUUGCUUAUUUAACUUCUCAACUGCACGCUACUAAGAAGAAGCUGCUGAGUUCCAGUGGGACUUCAGAGGGGACCCCUUCUGGCAGUCCAGUGUUGUCCAACUAUAAGCCAGCCCCUCCCAAAGAUAAACUGCCUGAGACUCCACGACGCAGAAUGAAGAAGAGCCUGUCAACACCACUCAACCCUGAGUUUGAAGAGGCCUACAGAAUAGGAUCAGAUAGCCGGAAGCUGCUGUUAAGAGAGCCUGUGGAUGCCAUGCCUGAUCCCACUCCGUUUUUGUUGGCCAGAGAAACGGCAGAGGUCCACGUUAUCAAGGAGAGGCCGUUGGUUAUUCCACCAAUUGCUUCAGAUCGAGCAUCCGGUGAAUCACACAGUCCGGCCAGAGAGAAGCCACACAAGGCGCACAUUGGGGUGGCACAUCGCAUCCACCACGUCGCACCGUCCCAGCCUCAGCCGGAGGUUGAAACGCUGGCAGUGGAUCAGGUCAACGGAAGCAAAGUGGUCAGAAAGCACUCAGGGACAGACAGAACUGUUUAAGUAAAAUCAUUUGCUCUAUUCUGUUGCUGUUUAUGCACUGUGAUCCUAUAGGAUAAAUAGCACCUGCAGUAAAGUUUCUUUUGAUGCCCCAUGCAUGCCAAACUUCUUCCAGAUACAUCAUUAAUAGAUUAUUCUCCUCUAAUGAACCCUAAUAGGACUGUGUUCAUAUGGCAAGGCAUAUAACUACUAAAUGCUGUGGCCAAAUCAGGGGUACCUGACUGCUUGCUUCUGAGCACUGCUCCAUUUAUGGUAACUACACAUGUGGACAAAGGCACAGGCUGCAGGCUGUGUUACUAAUGUUAAUGAAAACAAACUUAGCUCUAAACCUGCAGCAUAGGUAUUGGCUGUUAGCAUUUAAAAUAGCAACAGGUCUUUUGUCUCCACUGUGUAUGUAGCAAUUCGUACACAAACAUUAACUUCCAUGACAAAGCCUUUUCUCAUGGUAGCAUUGAAAAUAAUGCAGCUGCAGCUAUACUUUAAAAGGCACUAGGAACUUUUUACCUUCAUAGGCUUUUGGUUGCAAAUUGUGUUCAUAGUUUCUCUGUCUCAAAAAUCUUGAGAGUCCCAGCAAGUAUUACUUACUAGUCCUAAAUACUUUGGUUUGUGGCUUUAAGUAAAAAUAUAUAUAUAUAUAUGGGGAAGGAGAGGCUAAAGCACUCUUUUCAAUGGUUAAUGAUUCUCACAGAAAGAGUAUGAACACUUUAUUUUUUAUUUUUUUUUAAAUUGAAUGGCUUCAUUGCACGUUUUACACUAGUCAGUACACUGCACUUGUGGCACCUUCCAUACUGGCUCAGAGCUCCUUUUUCAGGGAGCAAAUGUAACCGACUAUCCAAUAUGGGAAUGGUUCCUUAUGCUCUAACCUGCACUUUUUCUUUAUAAAGGGAUUCUUUUUGUUUCCUGAAAACCGUAGACUUGUUGGGUAUUAUCAGACAGCACAGGCUUCUAACAGCUUAGAAGCCCGUGCUGUCCCUUUAAAAUGUGUGCAUUUAGUUUGAAAUGUAACUGACUUAACCAAUUCAUACAAGAGGAGAACCUGGCAUCCGUGAGUUUUUAUCUCAGCCGAUUGGAACACGCUUGCCUUGGACUUGUCCUGGUUCCCCUACUCCUGCCUAGUUAGCAACAGGUAGCCCCAACAUCUCUUGUUAGAAAACUUAAUUUUUAUGUUUGUUCUUUUUUUCUAGGAAAGAAAGGCAUACUGAGAGCAGUGUGAGUAUGUAAUUUUUGGGAAGGGAGCACAAAUCUUACAGUUUUUUCUUAAAUUCUGAUCAGCACCUCCAGCUCACCUCUGCUUCACUCUUGUCUGCAGCCUCUGAGUAGGAUGAGCAAGAAAAAAUGGCUCCCAAAUGCUGCUAAGCUUAUGAUGUGCCUUCAAAAACUUGGAACAUGUAACCUUUGUGAAAUCUGGUGAAGGAUUCCUGCCUGCCCUCUUUCCUUCCUCCUGCCAGCUGUAGUCUUAACCCCUUAAGCUUUUUCUGCAGCUGUGUGUUGGUGUGUGUUUCCCUCGGGAGCCUUGGAUAACUAUUUGUCAGCUUCCCUAAAAAAAAAGGCACUGGCAGGAUGAAGACAGCUGUUCUUCCUAAUUGUGGUAACUUUCCUGUGUAGCAUGGUAACUUACAGCAGGGUUGUUGCCAGUCAGAGAGGAUUUGAAUGUCCACUAGCCCUAAGGCCUCCCGUGUCCUCUGCCUGUGCACCUUCACAAUUCAGUCACUUGCUAGUUUAAAGCCCAAGAAACACUGGUCAGUGUUGUGCCUUGUCAGUUGUGUGGUAGGAUUUGUUUCAUGAAUUGUGGGGAGGGACAGGGAGAAGGCUGUGUUCCUGAAAAAUGAUUGGUUAAAGACAGCUUGUUAUUCCGGGGUUUACCACGUCUAAGUGUAUUGCAUUACCCAGCAGUGGUUUCGGUUUUGGGGUUUUUUGGUUGUUGUUGCCAUAUUAUGAUGGCUAUCUAUUGUAUGAGUGAACUACCCUGCCACUUGUUCAAGGCUGAUGGAAGGCAUCGCUUCUAAACACAGCAGAAGCGAUGCUUUGGGCAAUUAAAAAUGUUUCUUACAACCAUA